GAUCCUAAACCCGACUACAAAAUUGCACGAAACUGGGAGUCAGGACAUACCAAGAAGCAAGUUUAUCUCUACAAUCCGACAUUCAUUGGCCAAGGUAUUGGAAGUAUAAGUGGCGGGACAUCUUCAAAGAGAGAGGCUCCGGUUCCUGAAAAUCAGAACUAUAAUGAAGUUCCCAAAAGAGCAAAAAUUGAAGAUUGGUUUCAGCCUCGUACUCCGCCACAUCAAAUCUAUUCGCGAAAUGCUUACCCGCAUUGGGUCCAGGAAAGUCGAAUAAUGGACUAUUAUCUAAUGAUUCAGAAGAUCGUUCCUUAUACUAAAGUUCAUAUUGGCAUAAAUGAAUCACCUGUUGAAGCAUCACCCUCCAAAGCUUCGAGGACUUACGAUGCUUCAAAAACUUUUGAUUAG
Molecule: messenger RNA, 405 nt
Organism: Paraglomus occultum
Lineage: Eukaryota; Fungi; Glomeromycota; Glomeromycetes; Paraglomerales; Paraglomeraceae
Source: the annotation of a GenBank genome assembly